UAUCUAAAAAUUGACGAAUAAUACACUAUUUCUCUGUUCCAAAACUACCUUUAUUCAAUACAGGUAGAGGAAUAGAGAGAGAGAAACUGCGCGUGUGAGAGAGAAAGCGAAGAUGUACGGAUUCACGAGCUUGAGCACGGAAAAUGAAGGGGGAAUCAAAGGUGAUAUAGAGGAAGGAACCCUAUAUCCAGGUCUUGGAUAUGGCGAAAAUCAGUUGCGUUGGGGUUUUAUUCGUAAAGUCUACGGUAUUCUCGCUGCUCAGAUUCUCCUCACCAUCGUCGUCUCCGCCAUUACUGUCCUUUACGUGCCUAUUAACGAUCUCCUCCGUGGCAAUUCUGGCCUUCUUCUCUUCCUCAUUUUCCUUCCUUUCGUCCUGCUGUGGCCCUUGCAUGUAUAUCAGCAAAAGCAUCCGUUGAAUUUUGUUUUCCUUGGCCUCUUCACUGCUUCUUUGAGUCUCACGGUUGGUGUAAGCUGCGCUAAUACUGAUGGAAAAAUUGUCCUUGAAGCUUUGAUCUUGACAUCAGCUGUAGUUUCAGCUUUGACUGGAUACACAUUCUGGGCUUCUAGGAAGGGCAAGGACUUCAGCUAUCUGGGUCCAAUACUGUUUACUAGCCUCUUUGUACUUAUCCUGACUGGUUUCAUGCAGAUGUUCUUCCCUCUAGGAUCCACAACUAAUGCUCUUAUCGGUGCAGUCAGUGCUAUAAUAUUCUGUGGAUACAUUGUAUAUGACACAGACAACCUGAUUAAGAGGUUCACAUAUGAUGAGUACAUCUGGGCAUCCGUCACUUUGUACCUGGAUAUUCUGAACCUGUUCUUAACCAUUCUGCGGAUUCUGAGGCAGGGAGACAACUAGGUGCAGGGAGUGUCACCUGAUGCGCAUUUGUUUAUUUAACAAUUUUAAGAAUUUUGCUUUGCUUUGUUUAAGAAUUAUGCAGAUAGAUUGUGCGUCUCUCUGCUCGUAUAUUACUUGUAAGUAGUGUUAAAGUUUCCAAUGUUUUGAUGGUGUCAAGUACAAUUUCCGGAAGUUCAAAAUAAAGUAUCAUUGAUGUUGCACAAUUUC
Nicotiana tabacum (common tobacco) is the source of this 1060-nucleotide messenger RNA. RefSeq names its product BI1-like protein. Lineage: Eukaryota; Viridiplantae; Streptophyta; Magnoliopsida; Solanales; Solanaceae. Gene Ontology annotation, cellular component: membrane. The record is from RefSeq and is a predicted model, not a curated record.